UUCGGUGUGUGUGCUUAUGUUUGCUCAUAGGGCGGCAUGAGCCGAUACUGAGCAGUACGGCGACUGCGUUUCCCGCUUCUAAACAAUAGCAUAACCUUUACGUUUUUUUUUCUUUAUUUUCUCUUUAUUAUAGUCUAUUUCGUCUAAUUCUAUGCUCAGAAUGUCGGUAGGAAUAGAGUCCGGCUUCUCCAGCGAAGAGGUGCUGAACAUUCGGUUCCCUUUGCACCGGGCGUGCAGGGAUGGGGAUGUAGGCGCCUUGUGCUCCAUUCUUCAGCGCACUACCAACCAAGCUGACCUAGCCGUGGAAGAUUCUUUCUAUGGGUGGACACCGCUACACUGGGCUGCCCAUUUCGGAAAGCUGGAGUGUGUGAUGCGUCUGGUGCAGGUGGGCUGUGGCGUGAACUCCCAGACGUCACGCUUCGCCCAGACACCCACGCACAUCGCUGCCUUCGGAGGCCACCCCGACUGCCUGCUGUGGCUGCUGCAAGCUGGGGCCGACAUCAACCGCCAGGACUAUGUGGGUGAGAGCCCCAUCCACAAGGCGGCCCGUGCUGGCAGCAUUGACUGUAUAAAUGCCCUCCUGAUGCGGGGGGCCAAGGCGGACGUGAGGAAUGCCAGUGGGCUGACUGCUGCGGACCUGGCCCAUGCCCAGGGCUUUCAGGAGUGCGCUCAGCUACUGGCUAACGCACAGAACCAGCAGCUCAACUCCAUGACUAAUGGCUCCAUGGCCGGCGGGGACCCGCAGGCCAUCCAGCAGAUGCGCACCUUCCUCAGGGGGGCGCCAAGCAGGAAGAGGUCCCUGGACACCAUGGAGCCCGACCACUUCAAGAAGGCCAGAACCGAUGCCCUGCCGUUCCCCAUGAAGGCCCUGAACGGCUGCGGUGGCCAGGAGGACCUGAUGAUGGAGGCCAUGCACAUGGAGUCCUGCGCGGCCCCCAGCACAGGUGAUCUCCUCAACCCGGGUCCGGAUGGCGUCCCACGACCUUUCAGUAAUGGGCACGGUAUGCCACCAGCCACAGCCAAUGGAAAUGGUUUCCCCGGCAACUCCCUAUCCAACCCCGUUUCUGCUGCAGACAUCCGGUGUGGCGGUGUAGGAGGAGGAGGAGGAGGAGGAGGAGGAGGGCAUUUGGGUAGCAGCACCCACGGAGCUGGCGCCACCCUCAACGGUAACUAUGGCAAUGGGCUGCACUUCGGGCACCUGCACGGGCUGGGGGACACGGCGGAGAAUGUGGAGGAGGUGGGCAGCGAGAUCGACCACCACACCUCGAUCAAGGCCGAGGAACACUACGACCACAUGCUCUACAGCACCAUGCUGCUCUACCAUGGCUCUUAAGGGGGGGGAGAGGGAGAGAAAACAAAUGUGCCAUUUGCUGCCGACAACACAGGAUUAUCCACGUAUGCCGCCCAAGUUAUCAGUUGCCUUAAGCUUAAAAGUCUGUGCAACUGUGCCUCUUGAAGAGAGGGUUGUUGUCUGUUAGUUAAUUAAACACACGUGUUUGAGUUUGUGUAUUUACCAAAAGGGAAGCAACUUAUCUUUUGUGUUUUUUUUUUUUUUUGCUUGUGCUAAGAGCUAAAUGUUACUGUAAUACUGUUGAAGCCUUUGACUCCUAAUCCUUUUUUGUUACACAUGAAUUGCAUUCUGAUGUUCUUGUUAUGGUGACCCAGUUUCCCUACAACAUAUCUCGUGUAGGGCCUGUGUGUGUAUUAUAGAAGCUAUUCCUCAGUUGGACUGUAUAAAUUGUCUGUUAUUUUACUUUGCAUAUAUGCAUCGCACAGCUUGUGCUGCUUAAAAUAUAUAUUUUAUUUCCCUUUUUGUACUCCAUUUUGUUGUUUAAGAAAACAAAUUUGUGACAUUAAACAAACUGCUAAUAUGA
Molecule: messenger RNA, 1874 nt
Organism: Engraulis encrasicolus (European anchovy)
Lineage: Eukaryota; Metazoa; Chordata; Actinopteri; Clupeiformes; Engraulidae
Gene: ankrd10b
Product: ankyrin repeat domain 10b
Exons: 6
Coding region: 152-1333 (393 amino acids)
Molecular function (GO): protein binding
Source: RefSeq, a predicted model, not a curated record